AUCAUCAUCAUCAUCGUCGUGUGGCUUCUUGAGUGAGCAGUGGUCAUGUCGGGAUCGCACUGCAAAAGUUUGUACCCCUUCAGCGGGGAGCAGCACCAGCAGGGACUGAGCUUCGAGGCAGGGGAGAUUAUUAAGGUGGUCCAGGCUCUGCCUGGAGGCUGGUGGGAGGGAGAGAAGGAUGGAGCCAGGGGAUGGUUCCCCUCCAGUUACGUCCAGGUCCUGGAGAGGACAGCAUCUCUGAGUCAGAUUCCUGUUGAGGAUCUCAAAGAUCCCCUGCCUCCUCACUGGAAAUGCUAUAUGUCUCCACAAGGGCGGCGAUACUAUGUCAACACCACAAACAACGAGACAACAUGGGAGAGACCGUCGAGUGCACCGGGGACGCCAAAGAACUCCUUCCGACACAAGAACUCUCUGCCAGCAGUGAAUGGAUUUCACUCAGGUGGUAGUCCCUUGCAUCAUGUGGAGCACUCACACAACAGUCUGGUUAGGAAGAGCAAUACAGAGCCCCAGUGCCCAGGAUCGACAUCGCCCACGAGUAAACACAACAAGGAGACCACGGUCACGAUCAACUGUGUGACGUUCCCAUCACCCGCCUGCAUGCCCGAGCAACAGCUACUGAAACCCAGUGAAUGGAGCUACUGUGACUACUUCUGGGCUGAUAAGAAGGAUCCCCAGGGCAACGGCUGCAUUACAGGAUUUGAGGUUUUGCUGCAGAAACAGCUGAAGGGGAAACAGAUGCAGAAAGAGAUGGCCGAGUUCAUUCGAGAACGGAUAAAGAUAGAAGAGGAGUACGCUAAGAAUCUCUCCAAGCUCUCACAGAUCCCUCUAGCAAGCCAGGAAGAAGGUACUCUGGGGGAGGCUUGGGCCCAGCUGAAGAAGAGCCUGGCAGACGAAGCUGAAGUUCACCUUAAGUUCUCCUCGAAGCUCCAGAGUGAAGUGGAGAAGCCCUUCCUGACCUUCAGGGAAAACUUUAAGAAGGACAUGAAGAGGCUCGACCACCACAUUGCCGACCUACGGAAGCAGAUGGUUGGCCGCUAUGCGGCUGUGGAGAAGGCUCGUAAAGCUCUGUCUGACAGGCAGAAAGAGUUGGAGCUAAAGACGCAGCAGCUGGAGAUCAAACUCAGCAACAAGAUUGAAGAAGACAUCAAAAAAGCCCGCAGGAAAUCCACACAAGCAGGCGAUGAUCUGAUGCGCUGUGUCGACCUUUAUAAUCAGUCGCAGUCCAAAUGGUUUGAAGAGAUGGUCACCACAAGCCUGGAGCUGGAACGACUGGAGGUCGAGCGGGUGGAGAUGAUCAGACAGCAUCUUUGCCAGUACACCACCCUUCGACAUGAGACAGACAUGUUCAACCAAAGUACCAUGGAGCCAGUGGAUCAGCUACUGCAGUGUGUGGACCCAACCAAAGACAGAGAAACGUGGGUACGGGAGAAUAAAACUGGAGAAAUUCGCCCAGUGGACAUCGAGAUCUGAUAUCGGCGCUAUCUGAUGAACUCACACCCAGAUACAGCAAGCUCGAGGCUCCGUACCGGAGGAGAGGAAGUCUGUGCUGGGAUCUUCCCCCUCCCACGCAUGCACACACUGAUCUGUAUGUGAUUCCUAACAGACUGAGGGACGGUCAGUUUGUGCUGAGCUAUUCUUUACGUCCUGACAGCCCCCCUGCUGACAAUGAUAUCAGUGUCUGAGGGAGUUUUUUGAGGGAUGACGAGACCUGUCAUAGUUUUGUGUUAUACAAGCUGUUACUCGUGCCGAGUGAAUGGGAACUUUAUGUAUAUUCUUUAGUAAAGGAUGCUUAGGUGAGGCAAAUGUUUAAGAAGCACCAACAUGUUGUAAGUGUUGAAUAGCUUUAUGUUAGGCAGAAGUGUAAUGCUAAUACUCCAGAAAUGCAAUGAUUUAACAGAUGCUGCUAAGCAAACUGCAUUCAGAAAAAAAGAGUUGCUCUGUUACUUUGUAGCAGAAUGAAGUACUUUAAUGUCUCCAGUGUGUACAUGGUGACUUUGCUAGACUCCACCCUUUAGUUACUGUUGCUAGAUCUAAUUUUAAUUAAAAACAAAAUGUAGCUUAUUAUGGCAGUGGUGUUUGAAGGUAAAGUUUUUUUUCUAAUGGUGGGUCUUCGGUUCAAUCUAUGGUAAAAAAAAAAAAAGCAGGCUUCUCUUUUGUAACACAGCUGUCGCAAGUGUUCAGUUGAUCCACAUCUGCAGACUCUCACAUUCUGUGGAAAAUCGAUGCGAGCCUCCCACCUAAACCCACCGGAAACUGAUGGCUUCUUUUCAUACAAUGACUUUAUUUAAUGAGGCCAAGCUAAAUUUUACUUCACACCAAGUGCUGUUCCUCAAAGUUUGGCUCUUCUGUUAUUGUACACACAAACAAUUUAAGCAGGGGAUAUGAAUCCCAUUAAAGAUUCAGACACAGUUAAUAAAUGGUGGGAAAUCAGAUGCUUUAUGGGACUGCCACCAACAAGCUGCAUUUCCUAAACUAUGACUGGCAGUAACUGAUCAUCACACUUAGGAGUUGGGCAAUAGCCAACGGUGAAUUCCUGAGGACUAAAAUCCCAAAUCUGGCAACACUUCACAAAUCUAAUUUUCUCCUUUUUUAAAUUUCUAAUAAGAAUUUUAAAUCAGCCAGUUGCACUUUACAUUCAGAUGAUUUUUAAUCAACUUUUACUGUAAAUUGCUGUUCAUAUACAAAGGCAUCUAAACACAAGUUGCUACAGACUUGUUUUUGGUUAUGUUCAUGAAGCAUAACUGUGACAUAUAUGUGUAAAUAUGUUUUAAGGUGAUUUGCUCUGAAAGGGGAUCGUAGUGGAAAGAAUGUAAAAUAGAUUAAAUAGAUUUUUACAGAAAACAUACGGUAGAUAUUUGGUACUGAUAAUAUAUUAAACAUACAAGUGCUUUAUACACAAGAAAACAUCUCUAACAGUAUGAUAGAGUUUUGGAAUAUGAAUCAUUUGCUUCAGUUGGAUUUGGUAACCGUACUGCAGAAGCUAACUGCCAUACCAAAUGUUCUUGUCCAGUAUUACUGCUUAGUACUGCUUGACUGCUAAAAGGAGACAAAUGAGAUGUUUUUGUACAUUAACAGCUAAAAGUUGUCAUUUUUCAUUAAUAAAAUGGAAAUACGUAUCUCAUGUC
Molecule: messenger RNA, 3125 nt
Organism: Maylandia zebra (zebra mbuna)
Lineage: Eukaryota; Metazoa; Chordata; Actinopteri; Cichliformes; Cichlidae
Gene: gas7b
Product: growth arrest-specific 7b
Biological process (GO): clathrin-dependent endocytosis; clathrin coat assembly; neuron projection morphogenesis
Cellular component (GO): clathrin-coated pit; plasma membrane; cytoplasm
Molecular function (GO): protein binding
Source: RefSeq, a predicted model, not a curated record